AGAAGUUUUGAAAAGUAGACAUGAAUAACUAUUUUGAAAAUUUUUUCCGGAACAAGGGAACUACACCAGAUUUGGAUGCUAGUACGGAUGAAAGUACAGGACAUUCAUUUUACCAGUUCAAGCUUGUUAUCCUGGGUGACACCUCUGUUGGUAAGAGCAGUUUGGUUGGGCGAUUUGUGAAGAAUACCUUUUUAGAGUUCCAGGAAUCAACUAUUGGUGCUGCAUUUAUGACGCAAAGCGUUAGUCUAGAUGAUUGCACGGUGAAGUUUGAGAUAUGGGACACAGCUGGUCAAGAGCGUUAUCGGACAUUGGCUCCUAUGUACUACCGUGGUUCUUCUGCUGCAGUAAUCGUGUAUGACAUAACUAUGCGGGAAUCUUUCCAGCAGGCUAAAGGAUGGAUUCAGGAGUUACAGGCACAUGUUGGCCCUAAUGUUGUAUUAGCCCUAGCUGGCAACAAGGUUGAUCUUGACUCCUCUCGUGAAGUAUCACGUGAGGUGGCUGAAGAGUUUGCCGGGGCCAAUAACUGUAUUUUCAUGGAAACUUCAGCAAAAAACGGUGACAUGGUACAGGAAUUAUUCACGGAGAUAGCAAAGGCCAUACCUAAAGGCAGGCGUAUAAAAGAGUUACACGAAGGCUUCAAGAUUGACAAUCAAUCACAUUUACCAAAGAUUAACUGCUGCUCUAAGUGAAUACUACAUUUU
Babesia bovis T2Bo is the source of this 701-nucleotide messenger RNA. Its product is annotated as putative Ras-related protein Rab-5A. The record is from RefSeq and is a predicted model, not a curated record. Lineage: Eukaryota; Apicomplexa; Aconoidasida; Piroplasmida; Babesiidae. The transcript is spliced from 2 exons. The coding region runs from base 21 to 689 and encodes 222 amino acids. Gene Ontology annotation, molecular function: GTPase activity; GTP binding.